AUGACAGCAGACGGUUCAAAGUACUACUAUAUUGGUGUCGAUGUGGGCACAGGCUCAGCUAGAGCAGCUCUCGUCGACGAUGAUGGUAACAUCUUCGCCGAGUCCACCCAUGCCACACAGACAUACCGACUCGAAUCCGACUCGCGCAUCUUCGAACAGUCAACCACCGAUAUCUGGUCACAGAUCAAGCUUGCAAUCACCCAAGUCGUAGCGGCAUCCACAGUAGACCCAUCCCACAUCAAAGGUCUAGGCUUCGACGCCACAUGCUCUCUUGCGGUCACCGACUUCGAUGGCAACCCUAUCGCAGUUACGCCUCAAGCCUCUGGGGCAAGCAAGAGCGAAUGGGGUCCGGGUGAACGAAAUGUGAUCCUAUGGGCCGACCAUCGUGCAGAGGACGAAGCAGCGCUCAUCAACGCUACCGGCUCCAAGGUGCUCAACUACGUCGGCAAGACCAUGUCGCUCGAGAUGGAGAUUCCAAAGAUCUUGUGGUUGAAGAAACACAUGCCAGGAGAGCUGUUCAAGCAAUGUAUGUUCUUUGAUCUACCCGACUACCUAACAUACAAGGCGACAAACUCCUUGGCAAGAAGCAACUGCUCGUUGGUCUGCAAGUGUUCGUACAUUCCUCCUGGUGUAGAUGGGUCCGAGUUGGGAUGGCAGCCUGAGUUUUUCGACCAAAUCGGAUUGGGCGAGUUGGUGAAGGACGACUUCAAGCAGCUCGGAGGUGUGCCAGGUCGCAACGGUAUCGUGCUUACUGCUGGUCAGCCCGUCGGUGACGGACUCACAGCAGAAGUCGCCGCGGAGCUCGGCUUGCUUCCAGGCACGGCAGUGGGCUCAGCCCUGAUUGACGCCUACGCAGGCUGGGUUGGCACCGUUGCUGCCCCCACCAACCCUGUCAGCGAGGAGAAUAACCACCCAUCCCUCAUCAGCUCGCAGAACCGUCUCGCGGCCAUUGCAGGCACUAGCACAUGCUACUGCGUCCAAUCACCUGAUGGCAUACUCGUCGACGGUGUUUGGGGCCCUUACAAGCAUGCUGUGUUCCCUGGUCUUUGGAUGAACGAGGGUGGCCAAUCCUCCACAGGCCAACUCAUCGAUUUCAUCAUCGACACCCACCCUGCUUCUCCCCAUCUCCGCACGCUUGCCUCGGAAACCAACCAAUCCCCCUUCAACGUACUACACAACAAGAUUGACUCUCUCGCAGCCGAUGCUUCUGCCCCUCACGCGUCGUACCUCACCACGGAUCUCUUCAUCUACCCCGACUUCCACGGCAAUCGUUCCCCACUCGCCGACUCGACCAUGCGAGGUAUGGUCACUGGUCUGAAACUCGAUCGCAGUCUCAACGAUCUCGCACUCAAGUACUACGCUACGCUCGAAGCCAUCGCUCUGCAGACUCGACACAUUGUGGAGGAGAUGAACGCGAAGGGCCACAAGAUCGACUCGAUCUACAUGAGCGGUGGGCACGCCAAGAACCCCGUUUUCAUGCAGUUGAUCGCGGAUGUGUGUAAGAUGCCUGUUCAAUUGCCGUUCAGUUCGUCAGCUAGUGUCGUUGCUGGGUCAGCGAUCUUGGGUAGGUUUGCGGCUGAUGUCAAGGACCCACAGGGUAGUGGAGCUAGUGGUGACUGGGCACCGAAGGAAGCGACGGAGAUCAAGGAUCAGAAGAAGGCAGAGGAGAGCUCGUUCAAGUACAAGGAUCAUCUUUGGGAUUUGAUGGUAAGAAUGACCAAGCCGGGGACCCCGGUGUUCCAGCAGAAAGAUGAGAAGCUGACAAAGUUGUUGGACGUCAAGUACAAGAUCUUCCGAGAUUCGAUCCUGAUCCAGCGGAAGUGGAAGUCGAUGAUCUCAGAGGUCACCAACUGA
Molecule: messenger RNA, 1854 nt
Organism: Ustilago hordei
Lineage: Eukaryota; Fungi; Basidiomycota; Ustilaginomycetes; Ustilaginales; Ustilaginaceae
Exons: 3
Coding region: 1-1854 (617 amino acids)
Biological process (GO): carbohydrate metabolic process
Molecular function (GO): kinase activity; phosphotransferase activity, alcohol group as acceptor
Source: RefSeq, a predicted model, not a curated record